Molecule: messenger RNA, 243 nt
Organism: Racocetra persica
Lineage: Eukaryota; Fungi; Glomeromycota; Glomeromycetes; Diversisporales; Gigasporaceae
Source: the annotation of a GenBank genome assembly
AUGGUCGGAAUUAGCACUAUAGAGAAUGUAGAAUUCAGUUUAUUAGGUGAUAAGGAUCAUGAAAAAAAUGCGCAUAUGGAGAUACAUAGUUAUGAACUAUUUUUACCUGGAGGACAGCCGGUCGAUGGUGGAAUUUAUGACCUAAAACUCGGUACAACGGAUCAUAGCUAUCUCUGUGCUGUUUGUCAGAAUGGGAAGAAAAAAUGUCCAGGCCAUAGAGGAUAUCUAGCUCUUAAAGCUGGG